Meloidogyne enterolobii is the source of this 2172-nucleotide messenger RNA. Lineage: Eukaryota; Metazoa; Nematoda; Chromadorea; Rhabditida; Meloidogynidae. The record is from the annotation of a GenBank genome assembly.
AUGUCUUCAAAUUUACCAACAGAAGAUGAUUCAAAACUUAAACAACUUUGUUUUAAUCUUACACACUUUCAACGAACAGAUUUUGAUUCUGUUCGUUUUGUUAAUUUUUCUCGAAAGAGGGCUACAUUAGCACAAUUACACUCUGAUUUACGUAUUUAUUUGAGAUAUUUACAAAAUUCGAUGAUUGAAUUAAUUAAUGAUGAUUAUGCUGAUUUUGUUAAUUUAUCUUCUGGUUUGGCGGCUUUGAGAGAUUCUGUUGAUAAAGUUAAAAAUAAUAUACAGGGUACUUGGUAUAAUUUUGAAUCAACAAUUUCUGAUUUAGAAAGAUGUGCUCAAUUGGUUAAUAAUUAUUUAUUCCAAUUAAAUAAUGCAAGGAAAGAACAAAUAAUAGCAAAAAAUAAACUUUCUUUAUUACAAUCAAUUCAAAGACUUCAUAAAUUCUUGGAAAAUAGACCUAAAGAAUUUGGCAAUAUUUGGUUUUCAAAAUUAUUUUUAUUAAUUUCUUCAAUCGAAUAUUGGUUAGAAUGUCUUAAAUCUUUUGAAACAUUUAUUUUACAAUUAAAAAUUCCAAAAGAAAAAUGUUAUCGAAAAGCUACAGAUUUAAUUAUUGGUCAAUUAUGCGAAGAACUUAAAUUUAUUAUUAACCAAGAAGAUAAAAAUAUAACCUCAAAAGAACGUGCAGAACUGCGUGUUGUUAAUUUAGUCAUUCAAUAUUUGAGAAAUGAUUCAAAGAAAAAAAUAAAAAUGGAUAUUUUAUUGCAGGAAGUUUUGAAUAAAGUGAUUAAUAUACGUCAAUGUUGGAUUAUUUACUCUCAUUAUUGUAAUAAUUUAUCUGAAGAGGUUGAAACAUUUUUUGAUGUUUGUCUUCUCAAUUCAGUUAUUUCUAUUUUGGAUGAGAAAUUUUCUACAAUUCUUGUUCCAACGGAUGCUCGUCUUUUCCAUUCUUGUUUUAAAUUUUUAAUUGAAAAAUUUAUUUCUUUUUGGCCUACAAAAAAUGAGAUAUUUCAAAUGAGAUUACUUCGAACUAUUCGAGACAAAUUUAAUUUAAUAAUUUAUUUUAAAUUAGCUUCACAGCCUUUGGUUAUUUCAAUUAAGGAACAAAUUAAGCCAGAAGAUUUUAAAUUCAAGUUGCCUAUUGACGCAGAUUCCAAUCCUUGUUUAUGUUCUUAUUCAAAUUCUCUACUUUCCUCGUUGCAUAUUCUUUAUUCUUCUGAUUAUUUUCUUCCUUCUUUGGCAAAUAAAUUUUGGGAAUUUACACUUCAACGAAUGCAAGAUUAUUUGGGAUGGGCGCAAUCAAUAAUAGAUUAUUUUACUAUAUCAAAGAAACAACAACUAGACACUAAUAAAUCAGCACAAUCCACAAUAUCUUCAGAACGAAAGUCUGUCUCUCCUGUUGCUUUUAAAGAAUCCUCUAAUCAAAUAACUUCUAAUAAUAUUACUUCUCAAUCAAUACCAACAUGGCUCGCUCUUGCUGCAUUAUCUCGUGAUUUGCAACUUUUUGACACCAAUCUUUUUCAAUUUUGUCUCUCCACCAUUUGGGAUUAUCUUCGGCAAUUGAAAAUUGACCCAACACCUUUUGGCCAAUGUCUUUCACUAUUCUCUGGUCAAUUAUCUGAAAAAAGAAAGGAAAUUGAACAAAAACUUUUGGAAAUACUUGUAGGGGAAUUGGCUAAGAAUCUUUCUGCCGUUAGCGACAUUCCUCGUCAAUAUCGUUGGACAAAACGUCCUCAACCUGUUGGAUUCUCUACUUAUUUGACUUCUUCUUUUGAAAUAUUUGAACGAUUUGCGGAAGAAACUGUAAAUAAAUUAGGAUUUGAUGAAAUGGAACUUAAUCAUAUUAGAAGCCAAGCAAUGAUAAUUGCUUCUAAUGAUUUUUGUGAACGAGCUGAGAAGGUUCUCGAUAGCGUUGAACAAACUGGUUCAUCACUUUUGAGAUUUAAACAAAGAAAAGCUUUAGCUUCUGGACAAUCGACUGCUGAGGCUGCAAGUGAAUCUGAUGAGUCGAAAAUACGUACUCAACUUUGUUUUGAUGUUAAUUUGGUUAAACAGAGAGCUAAAGAAUAUGGCUUGGCAUCUGAAUAUAUGGAUAGAUUGGAACGGAUAGAACAACGAACAGCAACUUCUGAAAUUUCAACAAAAAUAACGGGCUCUACACCUGAAUGUGCCGAUUAA